Messenger RNA from Exaiptasia diaphana, 1366 nucleotides. Its product is annotated as histone acetyltransferase type B catalytic subunit. Lineage: Eukaryota; Metazoa; Cnidaria; Anthozoa; Actiniaria; Aiptasiidae. Gene Ontology annotation, molecular function: histone binding; histone H4 acetyltransferase activity. The transcript is spliced from 14 exons. Gene Ontology annotation, biological process: subtelomeric heterochromatin formation. Gene Ontology annotation, cellular component: nucleus. The record is from RefSeq and is a predicted model, not a curated record. Bases 3 to 1202 code for a protein of 399 amino acids.
AAAUGGCAGCGGCAGAAGACUUUCUUGCCUCGUAUAAAACCGAUGCAAACAGUGCAGUUUGCUUCAAAUUAGUGACUGCAGAAAAUGAUAUAUUUGACAAGGGUAAAGAGUUUCAUCCUGAGUUUUCACAUCAGCUCUUUGGUGACAGUGAAUCUAUAUUUGGUUAUAAAGGAUUGCAAGUUCAGCUUUACUCUCAUGCAGGUAGCCUUUUGACAUACUUAGGAUUGACAUGUGAGUCAGAUGUCACUGGGAUUUUGGAAGGCAUUGAGCCUGAUCCUGUACUGAAGAUUAUUUCAGAAAGGCUUUCAGGAGGAUAUCUUAGUAACUUGGAUGAAUUUAUUGCAAAGUUACCAUCUGAAAACGGUUUCAGACCAAUGGGAGAAUUGAUCCAUAGCUACAAACAAAAUGAUGCUGAYUAUGAAAUAUAUUCUGCUGAUAUCUUUGUUCCAAAGUUUAAAGAAUUCUACAGUAGACUUCAAAUGUUUGCCCUUUGGUACAUUGAUGGAGCAUCAUAUUUAGACUUUGAUGAUGAAAAGUGGCAGUUCUUUUUAUUGUUUGAAAAGAAGAAUGUCUGUGGUGAAGUCCAGUACAGUACAGUAGGUUAUGUGACAGUCUACCACUUCUUUGCCUACCCUGACCAAAUUCGACCUAGAAUUGGUCAAAUGCUGCUUCUUCCACCCUAUCAGAAGCAAGGGCAUGGAGCUGAACUACUGCGUGUAGUUGAGGAACAUUAUAUUAAAGACCCAAAAGUUGUGGACAUCACUGUUGAGGAUCCAUCAAACAGUUUUCUUCGCUUGAGGGACUAUGUUGAUUCACUAGCAUGUAGUAAACUAGAAUGUUUUUCACCUGAUAAUCUCAAAAAAGGUUUUACUGAUACCUUGUUACGUGAAGCAAAGAAAGCAAGGAAAAUAAAUAAGCUACAAUGUCGAAGGGUGUAUGAAAUACUACGCUUAAAAGCAACUGAUAGGAGCAAUGCCAAGGAAUAUAAGGAAUAUCGACUGGAUGUAAAAAAAAGACUCAAUACCUCUUAUCAGAAAGAAAAGUCUGACUUUGAAAAGAUGAAGAAGUACAUUUCUGCAGAAGAACUAAGUGCCAUGAUGAAUCUUCAAUCAACAAGUGAACGUCAGAAACAACUUGAGCAGAUAUACGAAGAAGUUGAGACAAGCUAUCUAAAAACCAUUGAAAGACUUGCUGCCAGUUGAAUCUCAAGUUAUGAUGAGGGCAGUCAAUGUAAAAUCUCAAGCAAGAAAGUCCUUUAACUUGAUCUCAGAACAUCCUACCAAUGUAGUUCUUUGAUAUGACCAUAGACUAUGAUAUGACAAACCUUUAGAUAGCCAAAUAGAAGAGCAUAAAAUAUUGUAACUGA